ACAGGACAGCCUCUUCUACCUGGGACACAGCCCAAGUAGAUUACUUUUUGAAUCCAGGAUCAUGGACCCCGAAGGCUCUCCUUUCCACGAAGACAUCGACCUCGUUCCUCCUUCUCCUCCUCCCAACGCCCAAUUCGACUUCGUCAACGAUUCCAACGUUGCCCAUACACCUUCCUACGCCGGAUCAUACAACAAUUCCCCAUAUUCCGUCCACUCAGAGCUCUCCUUUGACGGCGACGACAACGACAACAGUUUUGGCCUUUUCGCGGGCGGUGGCGCUCAAACUGCAUCCUACGAUCCCUCAGAAUACGAUACUCCGGGCGGUUCUCUCCUAAUGUUCAACGAUACGGAUUACAUCUACGAGCAUCAAGUUCCCAUGAAUAUUCAUCACCCAGCACCUUACGGCGACUAUUCUUCCCCGUCGUCUAGUAAUGGUGGUGGUGACAGUGGCAAUGAGGGCACCAACGACCCUCGUUCAAGGGCCUCCUCAGUCUCCUCUAAUCACCAUCAUCAUCAUAUUUCACCUUCGCCACAUCUCCAACCUCAACAUCUCACUCCUUCUCCAAGAAUGACGGUCGCCCAAUCCUUUGAAGGAAUGUCUUUCCAAUCUCCCAGUUGGCCCACGGAAUCUUUACCCAUCGAUAAUCAUUCUCCACGUCAAGCCCACUUCCCUUCCAAUUCUCGAAGCAUGUCUCCCAACCCAAUAGGCAUGCAGCACAAACCACAGAGCCCCCCUCGUCUUUUGAUGCCCGAUUCAGACGAAGGCUUCUCUCGGCCACCACAAAUCAAUGCACCAGAGGGAGAUGGUCGCGACGGGGCGUCUGGUCCAAGCUUACGCAUCGUCCCAGCGACGCCGAUCAGUGGUGGCGGCGCGAACGAUGGUCCUAGUCUGCUUUUCAGAAACGGGCCGUCCCUUACUCCCGGUUACCAACCACCACAACGGCAUCAUUCUCUUUCCCCUGCGCCCACCGAUUCAAUGGAGUUCAAUCACCCAUCUUCGUCAUCAUCGUCUUCCACCGCACACCCAGCAACGGCAACGUCGUCUUCGCAACUACUCGGCUCUGCUUCCACGAAUCCCAAAAAUAACACCACUUUUCUCUUUCCUCAAGGCGCCCCGCGCACUACUCGGUCCAAAUCAGACGGAGCGCUCGAACCACCGACAUGGGAUACCGCACCAUCGUCAAAUCUUAUGGCAGGUGACACCUCUGCCAUAAUGGACGACUCUUCGCCUCCAGCUGGUGGUGUGAACAUGAACGAUGUCUCCCCAUCUUCACCUCCAUCUCAUCAUCGACGUGGUGGCAUGAACGCCCAUUUCACAUUUGGUGGCACUUCAAACGGAGGUGCACAGUCUGGUAACAACUUUUUGAGUCCAGACAGUGGAACCGCACUCAGGAGAUCCAGAAGCGACGGAUACGGGCGGACGGGCGGUGGUCACGCCCGGCAAAGCCGAAGCGAAGAUUAUCGAUUUGGGAUCCCCGGAGUCAAUGUAUCAGACGGACAAGACACAAACGGCGGUGACAAUAACGGACUUUUAUUCCCUCCGACCUCUCACGACGAUUUUGUUCGACAACAACAACAAUUGCGGAGCCAACCCUACUUAAGCCCUUCAGACGGGCCUAUCAGGCCACUCAGUGCUGGUCAUGGGCACAGUUAUUCGUAUUCCGGACCGCCAACUAAUAACGUGGAGCUCGGCCUCUCUGGAUCCCAGCUACCCAACUUGGGCGCUGGCCUGGGGUUGACACAUAUGGGUUCUAAUCAAGGACGCCGACCUGCUAGUAGUCUGGGACAUUUCCGUCGUACAUCUAGCGGAACACGGAGCGAACGAGGUGCAUCGAAAGGGUGGGAUGAAAUAGAGGGACCUAUAGCAAACAGCGUUCGUGCAAGUCCUUAUCCUUCACCGAAUGUCAGUCCAAGGGGAAGGUAUGGAGAAUUGCCACCUCCGUCGACCGAGUUUGCAUCACAUCAAAGAUCGCAGUCGGAUAGCGGAGGUGGUCCGUUGUUACCAUCUCAAGGGUUACCUCCACCCAAUAUGUUGUUCAGUGGUAGUGAGAUGGGCAUUUCCGCACCUGGCGCUAUGCCUGGCUUCCACAACGGUAUGGGACAUGGUCCUCCUGGUCCUAUGAGCGUAGGAUAUGGGGGUGGUGGUGGUGGUGGUGGACCGAAUGGGCCGAUUGGACCUAACGGUAUGCCCAUGCACGCAGCGGUCACUGUUGGAGGGACGACGGUUCCACUUGCGGUAACGAAGAUGACAGUCACCACCGGCAGGACUGCACGGGCUAGCCAUAAUCGACGAAAGCAGGAAGCAACAUUUCACUGCCCCGUACCCGGUUGCGGAAGCACAUUCACCAGGAGCUUUAACUUGAAAGGUCACAUUAGAUCUCACAACGAAGAGAAACCGUUCGUAUGCCAUUGGCCUGGGUGUGGUAAAGGUUUUGCUCGACAACAUGAUUGCAAGAGACACGAGCAACUCCAUACAAAUUACCGACCUUUCACAUGUGAAGGAUGUCAGAAACCGUUCGCGAGGAUGGAUGCGUUGAACAGGCAUCUACGUUCUGAAGGCGGUGCCGAAUGCCAGCGUACUCUUGAACAAAAUGGUACACUCCCACUUGGAAUGGCUUCACCUCCCCCAGCCGACAAUAAUAGACGAAGUAAAGACGCUCCAGCGAAGUCGCUUCCAAUCCCAAUCACGUCUCUAAAUGGUACGAAGGUGGAGCAGUCAGAGGCGCAAUGGAAAAUGGAGGAAACAUGGCCGCCUAGUGCUCUCGGCGUUGCCCUGUAAGUCUUCUAGUUUGUGAUCGCACCUUUUCUACCUCUAGAUCUUGUCUUCUUGCACUCCUGUCUUGCUUAUAUUAUAUGUCGUGUUGUGUUUCGAUAUCUAUUAUCUAUUCGACUCGGGACUUUCUUGUCUGUUGCUCUCCUCGUUCUUUGUACUUUAGUCAAAGUUCGCUACCCUACAGCUUUUCCUUUCUGUCCUUAACUGCUCGGCUAUUCAAUUUCUCUCUUCAGUGGACAGGGACAGAGGCGUAUAAUAUCCCCUUCGUUCUGUUUACAGUUUAGCUCUCUCCGGAAUACUCAAUUUGAAGCCAAAUUUGUACUUUACUCCUGCAGUAUGUCAAUCUGCCCUGUAGCGUAUAGUUAUCAUGUCUCCAUCUAUCUUCGAUAUCGUACCAUGUAGGAGCAGAGUUCGGGAACCUAGACUUCCAAGUACGUAUGAUAUUUCACU
Messenger RNA from Marasmius oreades (fairy-ring Marasmius), 3223 nucleotides. RefSeq lists its product as uncharacterized. Gene Ontology annotation, cellular component: nucleus. Gene Ontology annotation, molecular function: RNA polymerase II cis-regulatory region sequence-specific DNA binding; DNA-binding transcription factor activity, RNA polymerase II-specific. The coding region runs from base 62 to 2779 and encodes 905 amino acids. Gene Ontology annotation, biological process: regulation of transcription by RNA polymerase II. Lineage: Eukaryota; Fungi; Basidiomycota; Agaricomycetes; Agaricales; Marasmiaceae. The record is from RefSeq and is a predicted model, not a curated record. The transcript has 4 exons.